Molecule: messenger RNA, 2821 nt
Organism: Ficedula albicollis (Collared flycatcher)
Lineage: Eukaryota; Metazoa; Chordata; Aves; Passeriformes; Muscicapidae
Gene: KCNJ4
Product: potassium voltage-gated channel subfamily J member 4
Exons: 3
Coding region: 518-1870 (450 amino acids)
Biological process (GO): potassium ion import across plasma membrane; regulation of monoatomic ion transmembrane transport
Cellular component (GO): plasma membrane
Molecular function (GO): inward rectifier potassium channel activity
Source: RefSeq, a predicted model, not a curated record
AUAGCGCCAGAGAAGGAGGGAGCCAGGCAGGAGGGGGAGACCUAAACCCGUCGCUGAGCCACGAAGGCACAUCAGCACUCCGUGGGAUGGACGCUCCUGGGAGCAAAAAAUUCUGAGAGGCAGAGGCAGAAGGAGAGCGCUGGCGUGGGCAGGGCAGAGUUAGGAGAGGAGCAGGUCGCAGCGGAGAAGUAGCUCUUCGGAGGGGAAAAAAAUAGACCUAGGCUGGAGGCGAGCGAGGGCUGCAGAGAGACUUCCCCGAUUCCUCCGGUCCGGCUGAGGCAUUUCAUGGUGAGAUGGAGCGAGCGGCCGCUUUUCCCUUCCUCUGAUGCUGGCUCGGCGCGGCUGGAGCAGGCGGCAGGACCCGGGCGCGUGCCCAGCAGUGAUUGCAAUGGCAGCACUGGUCCCAGCUCUCCAGAGGUGAAACCUGGAGCUGCCCAGUCCCUGUGAGUGCUGCUGCAUGAGUUCCCACGCCCUGCCAGCUCCCACGGCCCCCUGACAUCUGGUGACAGAGCGAGCCAUGGGCAGUGUCCGAGUCAAUCGGUACAGCAUUGUCUCAACCGAAGAGGAUGGGCACAAGGUCUCAGCGCUGGGCAGCAUGAACGGGCACAGCCACAACGGGAAGGGCCACGCUCCCCGCCGGAAGCACCGCAACCGUUUCGUGAAGAAGAACGGCCAGUGCAACGUUUACUUUGCCAACCUGAGCAACAAAUCUCAGCGCUACAUGGCCGACAUCUUCACCACCUGCGUGGACACGCGCUGGCGCUACAUGCUGAUGAUCUUCUCCGCCGCCUUCCUGGUCUCCUGGCUCUUCUUCGGCUUCCUCUUCUGGUGCAUCGCUUUCUUCCACGGAGACCUCAAUGCACCGGCGGUGGCGGGCGGCCCCUCUCUCCUCAAGCCCUGCAUCAUGCACGUGAACAGCUUCCUGGGGGCUUUCCUUUUCUCGGUGGAGACACAGACAACCAUCGGGUACGGUUUCCGCUGCGUGACUGAGGAGUGCCCGCUGGCUAUCAUGGCAGUGGUGGUGCAGUCCAUCGUGGGCUGCGUGAUCGACUCCUUCAUGAUUGGCACUAUCAUGGCCAAGAUGGCACGGCCCAAGAAGCGGGCCCAGACCCUCCUCUUCAGCCACCACGCCGUCAUCUCCGUGAGGGAUGGCAAACUGUGUCUCAUGUGGAGGGUGGGCAACCUGAGGAGGAGUCACAUCGUGGAGGCCCAUGUCCGAGCCCAGCUCAUCAAGCCCUACAUGACAGAGGAAGGGGAAUACCUCCCCCUGGACCAGCGGGACCUAAAUGUGGGCUACGAUGUGGGUCUUGAUCGUAUAUUUUUGGUCUCGCCCAUUAUUAUCGUUCAUGAGAUUGAUGAGGAGAGCCCCCUCUAUGGGAUUGGCAAGGAAGAGCUGGAGACGGAGAAUUUUGAGAUUGUGGUUAUUCUGGAGGGGAUGGUGGAAGCCACAGCCAUGACCACACAGGCACGCAGCUCUUACCUUGCUAGUGAAAUCCUUUGGGGUCAUCGCUUUGAACCCGUUGUGUUUGAGGAGAAGAACCACUACAAAGUGGAUUACUCGCGCUUUCACAAGACGUAUGAGGUGGCUGGCACACCUUGCUGCUCAGCCCGGGAGCUGCAAGAAAGCAAGAUGACCAUCCUACCUUCUCCACCACCUCCCAGUGCCUUCUGCUAUGAGAAUGAGCUGGCACUCGUCAGUCAAGAUGAAGAUGAAGAUGAUGAUGAAAUGGGUGUGGUGUUAGCGGGCAACACCAAGGAGGAGGGAGGUAUCAUCCAGAUGAUGGAUUUUGGAAGCCACCUGGACCUGGAGCGGCUCCAGGCAACUCUGCCUCUAGAUACAAUCUCAUACCGCAGGGAGUCAGCCAUCUGACCCCUCCAGCCUCCCCGUUCCACACCCACUGCCCACAGUCUCCUCUGUUCCGCGCCCAUACACUGGAUAAGCCCCUUCACCACCAAAUUAUGCCUCCCAUGAUUGCCUCUCAGCCCCCAAACACACCAAGGCCUGGAGCUGCUCUGACACACUCCCUUUCUCAUGAGGUCAUACUGCCUGGAAGAGGAGUGAGGAUACACUACUCUUUCUGGGUAUGCAGCUUGGGCUAGAACCCUUUUCCUGCCCAGAGACAGGAGAGCAGCAGGCCUGGUUUCUUGUCUCUGGAGAGGUGACAGGAGUCCCUGCCUUCAGUGGACAGAUUGGGACCCACAGCAAGUGUUUCUGCUGCUGAGGCAACAGCAGACUUUCUGUCCCCUAUCACUAUGGGUAGGGCCCACAGCUGCCAAGGAUCAUCACCGUCACUGGGAGAGGAGUGGCACCCAAACACUGACCAGAUGAGGAUAGGAGGGAGAGUUUGGGACUCCUGGAGGGAGUGGGGAAGGAUCUCAAGGGAGGAGUUUACUUGCAUGUUUGUUGUUUGUUGCACAUGAUUCUGUACAUAAAAGAGAAGGAGAACUGAAAUCGAUAUUCUUCCAUGCAAACACCAAGCUAAGAGACGAGGAUGUUCUACACAGGCUGCUCUGCACUCUCCUUGGCUUUUGGUGUCUGUCACCUCCAGAAGCAGCUCGGCUUCCACGGACUCAGACCCAGUUCUCCCAGUCCUCUUGAGAAACAUGUCCUGCUCCUCUCCUGAGAUACCUGGCAGAGGAGGCAGGGCCCUGUGCUGACCACAGCCAGACUGCUCCCUGGCACAGCACAGCCAGGAUGACAGACAGGUGACCUGACUGGACAGCAGACCCUCCACUUGCUCCUUUUGCCUCCUCCAAUCUUCUCCCUGAUGCCAUCAGCUGUAAAACAGAAUUUGUAACUAUUUAUUUUUAAUAAAGUCUA